GAUAGCGCCUUGAUUUUGUGGUACUCAACGCCCUCGCUGCGAGCCAGUCGGCCUGCUUCUCCAGUUGGGCCCUGUGCAUAUACCGCCGCCUUCAGAAGGGACCAGUUUAUCACUGUCGGCUCUUCGGUACCGUAUAUCCUGCGCGCGACUGGUUGGCAAACACAAGUAAAUAAACAGGUCGUAAGCGAGCAGUUUGAGGAUCCUAUAAUUUGA
Messenger RNA from Protopolystoma xenopodis, 213 nucleotides. The record is from the annotation of a GenBank genome assembly. Lineage: Eukaryota; Metazoa; Platyhelminthes; Monogenea; Polystomatidea; Polystomatidae.